AUGUCUGCCUCGCCGAACGCACUGGCCUCGUCCAGCCGAAUCAAGCUCAACCCCGCCGAAGAGAAGUUCUGCGCGCUCCUCAAUGACUUCUCGGCGAGCUACGACCCACCAGUCGAGUGUCGGAUCGCAGGUGGAUGGGUCAGAGAUAAGCUCCUCAACCUCCCAUCAUCCGACCUCGAUAUCGCCCUGCCUUUGACUUCAGGCUUCGACUUUGCUUAUUCCUUCGUCUCUUUCCUGAAGGACAGACAUGACGAUGUCGCCGUCGGAAGCGUCGGGAAAGUCGCUGCCAACCCAGAUCAGAGCAAGCAUCUCGAGACGGGGACGACGAGGAUCAUGGGGCUGGAGUGCGAUUUUGUGGGGUUACGAAGCGAGACGUAUACGGACUCGAGGAUACCGAACGAGAAACUCGGAACGCCUCUGGACGACGCAUUACGGCGAGACCUCACCAUCAACGCCCUCUUCUACAAUGUCGCUUCGCAGACCGUCGAGGAUCUCACUGGAAAGGGACUCGAUGACCUCGAAGCUCGGAUAGCUCGGACUCCUCUUCCACCGAAGCAAACCUUCUCUGAUGAUCCACUCCGGGUUCUGAGGACUAUACGCUUUGCUGGGCGGUUUCAGCUACGCGUGGAAGAAAGCGCAGCAGAGGCGGCGAGGGAUAAGGAGGUGCAGGCGGCACUGCGGACAAAAGUCUCGAAAGAGCGGAUAGGCAUCGAAAUCACCAAAACCAUCGAAAAGUCCCCUCUACUCGGCCUUCAGCUCAUCUCGGAUCUCGGCUUGCAUGACUCGAUAUUCACCUGUCCGGGCUUGACCACGAAUCCACCUCGAGAGUCGGCGCUCCAGAUGGGGUUGGUGCUGGACGAGGUGCUCCGGCGAUGGGGCGAGAAGGUGGAUGGCGUAGAGCAUCUCUGGUUGGGAGCUGCUCUUAGGCCAUUUGAUGGCGAGGUGGUCAAGGGGAAGAAGGAGUUGCCGGCUGUUACUGUCGUCAUCGCCGAGGGACUGAAGGUGAGCUUUCUUUCCAAUGAAGCCAACCGAGCUGCCUCCAACCUGUUUGUCGCCCAGACACUGCUGGAUCCUCACGCGACCGACCGAGCAGAGAUCGGCGUCGUACUCCAGAACCAAGCGGUGCGGCCCUGGCGGCGCUCGGUCGUCUGGGCGCUGGCUCAGCGGAUUCUGUCUCAAUGGGAAAAGGACGGAAAGUGGACAGAGGCGUCAGAGGCGGAGCUGCAAUUGUGGAAGGGGUAUGCGAAGAGGGUGGAGGAGCUGUGUCUGGAGGAGGCCAUCGAUAAGCCCUUGAUGCUGACGUUAAAGGGUAAAACACUGCUCCCGCUCCUAUCGAUCAAGCCCGGCCCGCUCGUCCAGGUCAUUCUCAAGUCAAUCAACAUCUGGCAGCUCAAUCACCCAGACGCGAGCAAGGAAGAUUGCGAGAGCUGGGUGAAGGGGAUGUGGGAAUGUGAGGGGAGGAAGGAGUGGGAAGCGGCGGUACCGGCUCCGCCGACGAAGGAGAAGAAGCCGAAGGCGGAGAAGGCGGACAAGGGGGAGAAGCGGAAGAGAUAG
Dioszegia hungarica is the source of this 1554-nucleotide messenger RNA. Its product is annotated as putative tRNA adenylyltransferase. NCBI's taxonomy places the organism in Eukaryota, Fungi, Basidiomycota, Tremellomycetes, Tremellales, Bulleribasidiaceae. The transcript has 6 exons. Gene Ontology annotation, molecular function: ATP:3'-cytidine-cytidine-tRNA adenylyltransferase activity; RNA binding. Bases 1 to 1554 code for a protein of 517 amino acids. Gene Ontology annotation, biological process: tRNA 3'-terminal CCA addition. The record is from RefSeq and is a predicted model, not a curated record.